CCCGCACUAGGCGAAGAAGUGUAGCCGUUAGCUUUAGCUGAUAGCACCGGUCCGUCCAUUUUGUUUGGCUUCCCAGUUACGGGCCGGCUAACUUUAGCCGCGGCUGCAGAGAUGGAUGACGGUGACGAGCCGGGACUCGUCCUCUCUCACAAUACGUCCUCGUCCUCCAAGUCCGGCGGGGACAAGAUGUUCUCCCUGAAGAAGUGGAACGCGGUGGCUAUGUGGAGCUGGGACGUGGAGUGUGACACUUGUGCCAUUUGUCGGGUGCAAGUCAUGGAUGCAUGUCUGCGGUGCCAGGCGGAAAACAAACAGGAGGAUUGCGUGGUUGUGUGGGGAGAGUGCAACCACUCGUUCCAUAACUGCUGCAUGUCACUUUGGGUGAAGCAGAACAACCGCUGCCCCCUCUGCCAGCAGGACUGGGUGGUCCAGAGAAUUGGUAAAUGAGCCCCCCUCCACACGUUGGACUCUCAGUCUGCACUUGAGUUGUUCCCAAAAGUGGACUUCAUGAUCAAUAUAAGAGGCCAUUCAGAGCUGCUGCUUGUCGUCCUCGCUGCAUAUGAUGGGAUCAUCCUGCAGAGGUGGGAUGGAAGUGGUGCCACGUGGACUCUGUAGUUAUGGUUGCGUUUGGAGAGGAAGUGCCCUGAAAAGAUGAUGGAUCUGGCGCCCGAGUUUGAUGUAUUUUUUUUGUUAUGUCAGUGUUUGGACUAUAUAGUCUUUUUGAAAUAAAGGUUUGUG
Synchiropus splendidus (mandarinfish) is the source of this 735-nucleotide messenger RNA. It is a transcript of the gene rnf7, whose product is annotated as ring finger protein 7. The coding region runs from base 112 to 444 and encodes 110 amino acids. The transcript has 3 exons. Gene Ontology annotation, biological process: protein ubiquitination; ubiquitin-dependent protein catabolic process. NCBI's taxonomy places the organism in Eukaryota, Metazoa, Chordata, Actinopteri, Syngnathiformes, Callionymidae. The record is from RefSeq and is a predicted model, not a curated record. Gene Ontology annotation, cellular component: nucleus; Cul5-RING ubiquitin ligase complex. Gene Ontology annotation, molecular function: cullin family protein binding; ubiquitin protein ligase activity; zinc ion binding.